GCGCUAGCUACUCUAGCUGGGUUGCGUGAUAGAGACUUCGGAGGACUGCUCUGCAUUACGGCUCCAGAGAGCCUUUACGUUAUUUUCCGUCUUUAUCUUCACUCCACCGCGAAGAUGGCGUCUGGUAGCGGGACUAAAAACCUGGACUUCCGCCGAAAGUGGGACAAAGAUGAAUAUGAGAAACUCGCAGAAAAACGACUUAAUGAAGAAAGAGAGAAAAAAGAUGGAAAACCAGUGCAGCCUGUCAAGCGGGAGCUCUUGCGACAUAGGGACUACAAAGUUGACUUGGAGUCCAAGCUGGGAAAGACCAUUGUUAUCACCAAGACCACCCCACAGUCUGAAAUGGGAGGGUAUUACUGCAAUGUCUGUGACUGUGUGGUGAAAGAUUCCAUCAACUUCUUGGAUCACAUCAAUGGCAAGAAACAUCAACGGAAUCUGGGCAUGUCUAUGCGUGUGCAGCGUUCUACCCUGGAUCAGGUGAAGAAACGAUUUGAAAUGAACAAGAAGAAGAUGGAAGAAAAGCAAAAGGACUAUGACUUUGAGGAGAGGAUGAAAGAACUGAGAGAGGAGGAAGAGAAGGCCAAAGCCUACAAGAAGGAGAAACAGAAGGAAAAGAAACGAAGGGCAGAAGAAGACUUAACGUUCGAAGAAGAUGAUGAGAUGGCAGCUGUUAUGGGCUUCUCUGGCUUUGGCUCCACCAAAAAGAGCUACUGAUGUCCUCUGAACUUGUCUUAUUCCCAAGCCUGACUGUGGGAUCACUAAUAUCCAAGGCAUUUGGGGAAAUUCUUCAAAGACCUGACAUAUGGAGAGAAAAAUGGAGUUUGUUUCUCUCCUUCAAGAGUGGGGCCAGGAUCUAGAUAAGUUGGAUUCCAGCCUUCGAGUUUUCAUAUUUGAUGGAGCUGCAGUUCAUCUGUCCUAACUUCCUAAUAAAAAAGAAACCUCCCACUCUUCAGCUGCUCCCCAAACCUCUUCCUGCAUCCAUCCUUCUUUCUUCCCCUCUCCCUCUCUCAUGAUUAUCAUAAAGUUCCCCAAAUUUCUGCUUUUGUUCUCUUGCCUUCUCUGCCCUACCUCACCUUACACCUCCAGUGUUCUGGCUGUUUACUCCUAAUGUUCUGUGGACAUGUGUGUACACAUAUAGUGUUUCUGCCAGGUACUCAUAUGUGUACGUGUGCGUGUGCGUGUGCGUGUGUGUGUGUGUGUGUGUGUGCAUGAAGAAUUCCUGUAGAGGGCUGGAGCCAGAGCAGUAAGGCCAUAGCUUCUCUCAUUCCUGAUAUCUUGGGCUACAGGUACCUCCUGUGGUUCGUUUUAGAGCAUGUAAUGGGGAAUUAAGUGGAUGAGUGUUUGGUGUGGUUUGUUUCUGAUGAGUUGUUUGAUUUUUUUUUAGUCCUGGGCUGUUUUAGCCUUUUAUUUGUAUCUUUCAAAUGGGAAUUAAUAUGUUUUUGUCUUCCAUGUAUUUAGGCUCCAAUAUGAGUCUUAACUGAUACAAAAAGCCUCAGUAUGGGAUUUUGUGUGUGCCCAGGGACAAACUCACAUGGAAUUAAAAAGGGAAAAAGUA
Messenger RNA from Monodelphis domestica (gray short-tailed opossum), 1555 nucleotides. RefSeq names its product zinc finger matrin-type protein 2. The record is from RefSeq and is a predicted model, not a curated record. Gene Ontology annotation, molecular function: nucleic acid binding; zinc ion binding. Lineage: Eukaryota; Metazoa; Chordata; Mammalia; Didelphimorphia; Didelphidae. Gene Ontology annotation, biological process: mRNA splicing, via spliceosome. Gene Ontology annotation, cellular component: U4/U6 x U5 tri-snRNP complex; spliceosomal complex.